GAUGAAAAAUGACACGAGGAUCUGUCCUACCGGUAGGAAAACAACUUGACUAGGGCAAGAAACCAAAGUUUUCCAUUUCCCACGCGUAAUUGUUCAAUCCAAAAUAGAGAAGAAAGGACGGGAGGGUCGAGAUGUCAGACACCCAGAAUUUUCGCCGGAGUUCCCAACGGAGGAGAAGGCGCCCGCCCGCACCCGAACUCUUCAAGCAGAAUUUUCUCCGGAGACAACGAACGCGUUCCGACGUGGGUCUCGUGGUGAUUGGCUACCUAGCGUUGAUAUCUUUCGCGCUAUGGUCGGAAUGGGACUCUCGGGAACAGCUGCACGAUUCGAUCAAUACCGGAGGUAAUAGAGGAAGAGGGAGAUCCGCUGGAAGGUCCGCGCUCAACAACCAACUGUCGGAGUUCAAGCAAGAGCGAAAGGAAAAAGCAGCGACAAACUCUGGAAAACGGCGAUGGGAGAAACUCCAGUACAAACUGCAGCGCGUCUUCAGAGGCGAGGGGUUCGAAACGAACGAAACCCGCUACCGGCACCGGCCACUCUGGGAAAUGUCUGAAUUCUUGCCGCCCUGGAUGAAAGAGUACUUUGCCUGGCACCGAGAAAAACGCCAAACGCUAACGGAAGACUUUUGGCGCGGCAAUGCACCCGGCAAGAACCGCACGGUUUCCAGUCUCAGGUUCCUGGUCGUCCAGUGCCUGCCACGCGACCACGGUUCUUCCGGUGGUGGACCAACCCUCCCGUCCUGCGGGAGCCUCUCGGAGCGCCUGUCGCUUCUUCCGUACUGGCUGCGAGUUGCCCACGAAAUGGACCGCGUCUUGUUUCUACACUGGGCGGCUCCUACCGACCUUUCCGACUUUCUGGAGCCCCCGGUGGGCGGUUGCGACUGGAGGGCCCCGCUGUGGAUGAGGCACUGGCUCGGAGACAAUCAGGAGGGCGUCCUGAUCCGGGACGACUCGCGGUUGUUGUCGGGCGAUCUCGAUUAUUUUCGAUCGCUGGCCGGCGAACCGCUCGUAAGAGUUCAAUUGAGGUCCACCCCGGAACUUGAAGAGCGAUACAACGAUCUGCGGGAUGUUUCCAUUCCGGAGCAAGCGACCCUCGAGGCGGUCUUCCACGACGUGUGGAGAACGUUUUUCGUGCCUUCCGAGCACAUUCAGAAAUCGAUCGAAAACACAUAUCGCGACAACGGCAUGGUUUCGGGAGAGUAUGUUUCGAUCGAUCUUACUGCCAAUUCAAGAAGUAUCUUGGCAAACUCAUCGACAUCGCUGCUAGAGGCUACAGAAGGAGAGCAAGCUUUGAUCGAACACGCAAACCGAGUUGUGGAAUGCGCCUGCAAGCUUCGUGGAGGGGGGCCCUUUCUGGCAGUUUCCAGCAAUCUUGAUAUGACUCGAGCCCUUCAAUCGCACAAGUCGAUACGGCGAAUGCCCGUAUUUGCGCGGUACAAGACGAGAAAUCGGCGCGAACGGAGAAAGAACCGCGACCGGGCCAAGGAAUUGCUUCCUCAACCUUUGAUGGAUUUCGAUUCGACGGGCGAUUCGGCUCGGCUUCCGGACCCAUACUACGACGUCUUUGUAAAUCUCUUCCUCAUGUCAAUGGGCCAUGGAGUCGUGACAUCCGAUAGCAGAGGCGUUAAGACACUGAGUCGCUUGGCAAACUGGAUUGGAUAUGACUCGAGUCGAUACAAUCUGUACACCCCCACCGGCUGCGUCCCCAUCGGUUCGAGUCCGCCAUCCGUGGGUGCAACAGAAAUUCAUGACAGAAGGACCAUCCCCGAAUCAAUUCAACACUAUUUCAGCACAGAAAUGAUGAUAGAUGGAUUGGAUCAUGGAGGGAUGCUCACCAGUCACCACCACGAAGACCAGCAAGAACUACAGCACUCGCUUGAGACCUCGGGAAAGUCGCGGCCGGAAUCAAACCUCCCGCAAUGGAUGGAGGAAUAUUUUGAGUGGCAUAGAUCCACAAAAAAAGAACUUGAUAGAUCCAAUUGGAAGAAUACAAAAUACCUUGUUUUGGUGUGCUUGGAAACUCAUUCAAAAUGCGGCGGGAUCAGUGACCGCCUGAAGCCUCUCCCGAUGGUCGUUUGGGAAGCCUUCCAUAGCCAACGGCUUUUGUUGAUACUGUGGGAUCGUCCCAAACCGUUGGAAGAAUGGCUUAUUCCGCCGGAUUACCACCAGGGCGGCAUCGAUUGGAUCGUGCCGUCGUUCCUGAAGGAAAAAAUGGGUAAGUUGACUUUUGCUCGCGGGGCUGACGCAAGAAGCUGGGAGGAAGGAAAAACGCUGCGCGAAACCAAGACGAACAAGACCCUUGUUACAUACCAGAUUCAGAAAUCCGACGCCGGCGAAAAAAUCUUUUUCGAGGAGCAACAGCUCUACGCGAAAAAUUGUACCGGUGCCAACGCCGGGAGUUCCUACCGAAGCGUCUUUCGUCACCUGUGGCGACGAUUGUUCAGACCCAAUCCCCGUUUGGAAGACUUGCUAGAGUCGAAACGGAAGGAGCACGGUUUGGUCAGUGGGCAGUAUGCGGCGGUCCAUUUGCGGGCUAUGUACGGGAAUCGGGUGCACCGAGACCCCCAGGAGAGCCUCGAGCUGGCGGUACUGGGCGUGAACUGUGCAUCGAAUCUCUUCCCGGGAGCCCCCAUUUAUUUUGCCUCGGACACUUCCUUUGCCGUGGAGGCGGCGCAGGCCUAUGCAACACUCCACGGCCUGUCCAUUGUGUCCAUGGACCGGGAUGGCGAGGCCAACACCACUAGCAAUAACGGUGCGACCAGGAGCAACCCCAUUCAUCUGGACAAGGACAAAGACUGGAGGAACCGUCCUGCGUCCGCAUACGACGCAACCUUUAUCGAUCUAUACAUGCUCGCCGAGAGCCGGUGUGUGGCGUGGAGCAACGGGGGCUACGGGACCUUUGGAUCGCUGCUCAGCCACGAUCCGGACUGCCAGAUGCGUUUCUUCAAGGGGCGAAAAAAGGUCCGGCGCUGCCUCUGGACGAACGAGACCGUGAAACGGCAACCACUCGAACUGCCGAGCAUCAACGACAUUUCCGUCACUGGGAGCUGAUCAGUAUAUUAUUUUUGCAUGACCAAGGAUAUGAUAUAAUCUAUGAGACAACCAAUCGAUUACUCUGCUUUUACUCUUCUUCCUUCCCAUGGCAAAAUAAACACUGCCGUAGACA
Molecule: messenger RNA, 3165 nt
Organism: Pseudo-nitzschia multistriata
Lineage: Eukaryota; Bacillariophyta; Bacillariophyceae; Bacillariales; Bacillariaceae
Source: the annotation of a GenBank genome assembly